AGGUUUUUGCAACCUUUUUCCUUAUUGGCCAGAAAGGGUUUUUGCACCUUAAACCCAUAGCAAGACAAGAAGAAGCCGGAGUUGCUUGGCUUGCCUUCUCAUCCACAUCGUUACUAGUUCCUUUUCUAUUCACCAAGAAGAAGCUGCCAUGGCUAUGGAUAGUGGCGCCGGUGAGCAGUCGCACAAGGCUCACCGCUCUCGCCAGUCGGGCGCCUCCGCUAAAAGGAAAGCCCAAGCCAAAGCCGCAAACAAGAAUCAAAACUCUGACCGGAGGCAGCAAAACCCUAAGGCAUUCGCUUUUCGUUCCAAUGCGAAAGCGAAGCGAUUGCAAUCACGCGCCGUAGAGAAAGAGCAGCGUAGGCUUCAUCUUCCUGUUAUCGAUCGUUCCUAUAGCGAACCGCCUCCCUUUGUAGUUGUCGUGCAGGGCCCCCCUCAGGUUGGAAAGUCUCUGGUAAUAAAGUCUCUUGUAAAGCAUUACACAAAGCAUAAUUUACCUGAGGUUCGAGGACCAAUUACCAUUGUAUCAGGAAAGCAACGGCGGCUGCAGUUUGUUGAGUGUCCAAAUGAUAUCAAUGGCAUGAUUGAUGCCGCAAAGUUUGCUGAUCUAGCAUUGCUUCUCAUAGAUGGAAGUUACGGCUUUGAAAUGGAAACAUUUGAAUUCCUUAACAUAUUGCAAGUUCAUGGCUUCCCAAAGGUGAUGGGGGUUCUUACUCACCUUGAUAAAUUUAAGGACGUAAAGAAACUAAAGAAAACAAAACAGCGUCUUAAGCAUCGUUUCUGGACAGAAAUAUAUGAUGGCGCUAAAUUGUUUUAUUUAUCUGGUCUCAUUCAUGGGAAAUAUCCAAAGCGUGAAAUUCACAAUCUUGCAAGAUUUAUCUCUGUUAUGAAGUUCCCUCCUUUGUCGUGGAGAAUUUCUCAUCCUUAUAUCUUGGUUGAUCGUUUUGAAGAUGUUACUCCCCCUGACAGAGUGCAAAUGAAUAAUAAAUGUGAUAGAAAUGUCACACUUUAUGGUUAUUUGCGGGGUUGUAAUUUGAAAAAAGGAACUAAGGUCCAUAUUGCUGGUGUUGGAGACUUUAGUUUAGCUGGUGUUACAGGCCUAUCUGAUCCUUGUCCUUUACCAUCAGCUGCAAAAAAGAAGGGAUUGCGUGACAAAGAAAAACUUUUUUAUGCCCCCAUGUCUGGACUUGGGGACCUGUUGUAUGACAAAGAUGCGGUCUACAUAAACAUUAAUGACCAUUUUGUUCAAUAUUCUAAAGUUGAUGAAAUGGGGGGUACACUACGUAAAGGGAAGGAACGAGAUGUUGGGGAGGCCUUGGUGAAAUCACUGCAGAAUAUAAAGAACCCAAUUGAUGAGAAGUUAGAAAAAAGCAAAAUUUCCCUAUUCAGUCAGAAUCCUAAUGGCUUGUUGGAAACUGAAGGUGGCAAAAAGGAUUGUGACGAAUCACCAAAGCAUAUUCGUGAUAUAGAGCCUUUGGAGCAAUACCAGCCUGGUGAAGAAGAUGAUGCUGCUCAGUUUGAUGAAGAAAGUGCUCACAGUGAUCUGGAUGGUUCAAAGUCUUCAGAUCUUGAUGACGAAGGUAGCAAUUUUGGUGAAGAAAAUGCUGAUGCAUUAGAGAGACCAGGUCGAGUUAUGGAACAGGUUGAAUUUCACAAUGGUAGGAAAAGGAGAAAGGCAAUCUUUGGAAACAGCAUUGAUCAUAGUAGUCUCAAGGUUGUAGAUGAAGAGAAUGCAGAUGAUGAAUAUGAUGAUGAUGAUGAAGAUGAAGGUGAAGAUGAUGGAAGCGAUGAAGACACCCAGUCAUUUUUAGGUUCAGAGUUUUCAGAUGGUGAUAACGAGGAUCUGAAGUCUGAUGAAGAUGGCAUGGGAAACAUAUCAAAGUGGAGAGCAUUGUUGGUGGAAAGGACGGCUAAGAAACAAAAUAUAAAUCUUAUGCAGCUUGUAUAUGGAAAAUCUGCAUCAACAUCAAAUACUUUUAUUAAUGAAGUGCAGGAUGAUAGUGAGAAUGAAGAGAGUGAUGGUGAAUUUUUUAAGCCAAAAGGAGAACAGAAAAAGAAUUUGAAAGAAGGAUUAGACAGUGAUAACAUCAACACUGAGGACUGUUCCAAAUCCACAAAUUAUUCAGCGCUUAAGAACUGGAAAGAGGAAGAAGUAUAUGGGAGUGUUCGUGAUCGUUUUGUCACUGGUGAUUGGUCUAAAGCUGCUCUCAGAAAUCAAAUGUCAGAAGCUAAAACUGAAGCAGAAGAUGAUGUGUAUGGUGACUUUGAAGAUUUAGAAACUGGUGAGAAGUGCGAGAGCCAUCAGAAAGAAGAUUCCAGUAAUGGUGCAAUCCAGAACAAAGAUGAUGCUGCAACUGAGGAGCGGAGGUUAAAAAAGCUAGCUCUCCGUGCAAAAUUUGAUGCUCAAUAUGAUGGGUCUGAAUCACCAGAAGAAGAAACUGAUGCACGACAUGGGUUCAAAUUUCACCAAAGUCAAGCAAAUGACAGUGGUUAUUAUGACAAGUUGAAAGAAGAGAUUGAACACCAGAAACAAAUGAAUAUAGCAGAACUCAAUGAUCUUGAUGAGGCUACCCGGCUGGAAAUUGAGGGAUUCUGCACGGGGAUGUAUCUAAGAUUGGAAGUUCAUGGUGUUCCUUUCGAGAUGGUUGAAUAUUUUGAUCCCUGCCAUCCUGUUUUGGUUGGAGGAAUUGGUCUUGGUGAGGAAAAUGUGGGAUACAUGCAGACAAGGCUAAAACGGCACAGAUGGCACAAGAAAGUGCUGAAGACUAGAGAUCCAAUAAUUGUUUCAAUUGGAUGGAGGCGUUACCAGACCACCCCAGUUUAUGCCAUUGAGGACCAGAAUGGAAGGCAUCGCAUGCUCAAGUACACUCCAGAACAUAUGCAUUGCCUUGCAAUGUUUUGGGGCCCCCUUGCCCCUCCCAAGUCUGGAGUGCUUGCUGUUCAGAGUUUAUCAAACAAUCAGGCAGCAUUUCGCAUCAUAGCAACAGCAUAUGUACUUGAGUUUAACCAUGCAGCACAGAUAGUGAAAAAAAUUAAGCUGGUUGGUUACCCCUGUAAAAUAUUCAAGAGAACAGCCCUCAUCAAGGAUAUGUUUACUUCAGAUCUUGAAGUAGCUCGGUUUGAGGGUGCUGCAGUUCGAACUGUCAGUGGGAUCCGUGGGCAGGUGAAAAAGGCUGCGAAGGAAGAGAUUGGUAAUCAGCCCAAGAAAAAGGGAGGGCAACCUAGGGAAGGAAUUGCAAGGUGCACCUUUGAGGAUCGGAUUUUGAUGAGUGACAUAGUCUUUUUGCGUGCAUGGACUCGAGUUGAAGUUCCUCAGUUUUACAAUCCAUUAACUACUUCAUUGCAACCUCGUCAAACAACCUGGCAAGGAAUGAAAACUGUAGCAGAAUUGAGGAGGGAACACAAUCUUCCUAUUCCUGUUAACAAGGAUUCCCUCUACAAGCCAAUUGAGAGAAAGCCAAGGAAGUUCAAUCCCCUGGUCAUUCCUAAGGCAUUACAGGCGGAUCUUCCAUUUGAAUCAAAGCCCAAGAAUAUACCUCAUCGGAAACGACCACUUCUUGAAGAUAGAAGAGCUGUUGUCAUGGAGCCUCAUGAACGAAAAGUUCAUGCUCUUGUUCAGCAACUUCAAUUGAUUAGGAAUGACAAGAUGAAGAAGCGAAGGCUCAAGGAGGAGCAAAAGAGGAAAGAACUUGAGACACAGAGAGCAAAGGAUGAGCAGUUAUUAAGAAAGCGCCGGAGAGAAGAAAGGCAGGAGAGAUACAGGGAGCAGGACAAACUAAAGAAGAAGAUCCGGAGGCAUGCAGAAGCCUGAUUGUUAUUAUGCAGGAAUGUUUUGAGGAACAUAAUGCUAUUGGAUCUUGCAGACUAAAUUUGAUCUUUAAUCAGUUUUCUGCACAUCAACUAUGGCCUUGGUGGUUUCUAACGAGUUGACAUUGGUGUGUACUGGUUGAUGUGGAUGGUUCUUGCUGACUGCACCUUCUGGGUUUUGCCUUCCUGAUCAUUUCCUUGCAGAUAAAUCUUGCUACUUACUUAAAAAGGUGGCUUGGUGGGUAGUUGAGUAGCAUAAGCUUGUAGGAGGCCUAAUAUUUCUGAUGUAAAUCAGGUAGUUCCUGCAUAUGUGCUAGCCAAAUUUUGCCCUAAAAAUUUUGAUGAGAUGUUUGCUUUCACCCUGAUUUGUUAUAAACAUUGCAAAAAUGCAGAUCAUUGGAUGCACGCAUUUCGAUUCUACGUCUGUACCAUCUAUACACAUAGUAGCUUAUAAAAAGUUCCUAGUCUUGUGAAAUUUAAGAAUUGGGAUUUAUCACAUUCAUAUCAACAUAGUGUAUAUCUUUCUUUCUUGUUUUUA
This is a messenger RNA of Theobroma cacao (cacao), 4342 nucleotides long. Lineage: Eukaryota; Viridiplantae; Streptophyta; Magnoliopsida; Malvales; Malvaceae. The record is from RefSeq and is a predicted model, not a curated record.